AAUUUACUAGUGAUGGCUGGCUCAUCAAUCAAGACAAGCAGUAUUAUUUCAGCACCAACAAAUUUCCAAUGGAAGAGGCCCGUGCAUUUUGCAAAACAAACUUUGGAGAUUUGCUUGUCAUUGAAGAUAACACUGAAAGGAAGUUUAUCUGGAAAUAUAUCUUACAAAAUGAACAGGUGAAUAGUUAUUUCAUUGCACUGCAACUGAGCCUUGAUAAAGUAUCCAGCUGGAUGGAUGGAACUCCUGUCCAAUAUGUUGCCUGGGCACCACAUGAACCUAACUUUGCAAACAAUGAUGAAAACUGUGUGGUCAUUUACAGAACUACAGGACUUUGGAAUGAUAUAAACUGUGGAUAUCCAUCUUCUUUCAUAUGUGAAAGACAUAAUAACUCAAUCAAUGCAACUAUUGCUCCUACACCACCUUCCAUUAAAGGAGGAUGCCCUGAAUCUUGGCUUUUGUUUGAAAACAAGUGUUAUAAAUUCUUUGGAUUUAAUCAAGAAGACCAGAAAAAUUGGAAAAAUGCACGGAAAGAUUGUCAGAAAGAAGAAUUUGGAGGAAACCUUGUUGCAAUACUCAAUAAAAGGGUACAAGCUUUUCUCACCUUCCAUUUAAAUAAAUUCCAAAGUGAUGUAUGGAUAGGACUAAAUGACAUCAAUGAGGAUCAAAUGUACCUCUGGACAAAUGGAAGAGGAGUCAGUUACACAAACUGGGAGAAAGGAUUCCCACUGAGUUAUGGGCCAAACAGUGAAGAUUGUAUUGCAAUGACAUCAUUGCCUUACAAAAGUGCAGGCUUAUGGAGAAAUAGUUAUUGCUACUAUAACAAAGGGUACAUAUGCCAAGCCAACGUUCAUCCCAAAUAUUCUUUUCUUCCAUCCACCACCCCAGAGCAGCGGUUCCGUUAUAGAAAUAGCAGCUACUUCAUAAUUGAAGCCAAAAUGACAUGGGAAGAUGCAAAACAAAGUUGUGAAAGGAGAGACUCGAGUCUUGCUAGCAUUUUAGAUCCCUUUAGCCUCUCAUAUCUCUGGCUAAAACUAAAACAAAAAAGGAUUGUAUGGCUUGGCCUCAACAGUAAUCUGACUGGCGGGCAAUAUAUAUGGAUUGAUAAAUUCCGGAUGAAAUAUACUAAAUGGGCAGCAAAUGAACCAAAACAAAAAUUAGGCUGCGUUUAUAUGGACUUGGAUGGGACCUGGAAGACAGAUUCGUGCAAUAUAAAGAAUUUUCCUCUUUGCAAAUAUCCCAAAGUGUUUCCACCUACUGUACCACCUCAAGAACCAGGAAACUGCCCACUUGCAGUGGAGAAAUCUUGGGUUCCAUUCCGUGGUCAUUGCUAUCACUUUGAAGCCUCAUCAAAGAUGAGUUGGCCAAAGGCAUCAUUAGCUUGUUUGCAAUUAGAUGCCUCUCUGGUUUCAGUAAUGGAUACAGCAGAAGCAAACUUUCUAACAGAAAUUACAGAAAAUCUUGAAAGCAAAUCCCAAGCAUUUUGGAUAGGAAUGUUCAAAAAUCUAAAUGGUGAUUGGUUAUGGAUUGACAAUGCUGUUGUGAACUUUGUCAACUGGAACACUGGAGAACCUUCAAGUCAGAAUGAUGAAGAUUGUGUAGAAAUGUUUGCUUCAAAUGGGAUUUGGAAUAAUGUUUAUUGUAAUUCAUAUCUUGGAUAUAUUUGCAAAAAACCAAAAAUUGUUGAAACAGUACCUACUGAGAAGAUAUCAGAAAACAAAGAAUCAAGAAAGACAGAUGUCAUUCCUUCACCAACCCACAACAAAGCCAUCAUUGUCGUUGUGCUAGUGAUUCUCAUUGUUUCCGGAGCUGCUCUCACAGGUUUCUAUUUCUACAAGAAAAGGAAUCAACAUGGCUCGAUAGAGGAGAAUUUUGAGAAUUCUUUUUAUUUUACUGGUGGAGAUGCUCCAACAACUAGCGAUGGAAUAGAUCUGGUCAUGAACAUGGAGAAGAAUGAACAGGCAACCAAUUAGUCUGGCAACAAUCUAAACUGUGUCUUGUUUAAUAAACACUGACUUCUGAAAGCACACUACCACAUUCUAAUGCCAAAUUGAUAAAAUAAUUAUAAGUCUAUCUGUUUCAGCAUCUUUACUACAUAUUAAAAGCAAUAAUCAUUUCAUUGCAGACACCAUGUAAUGCAGCUGCUUUGCAUUCAAAGUAAACAAUAAUACAUAUAGCUAAGUUGUUGGAUAACAAGAGGCAACUUACAACAUUUAAGUGAAAAUCUAUUCUCAAAUUCAUACUGCAGUUUGAGGGAAACAUGGCAACUGCUAAAUUUGAUAGUAUUUCUGGGACCAGAAAAAAAAAACAGGGAAAGGAAAGAACAAUAGAACUACAUUACUGAGUCAGUAAGCUAUAUUCUAAUGCUGAAUUCCUGAAACAAAAAUAAUGGAAUAAUUUACAUUAACUUGAAGGGCAAUAAUAAAUUAAAGAUUUGAAAAGGUGUCUUGUCUGGGGAAGUAUUAUAGUUGCUUCCCUUUGUCUGCAUCACUAAACUUGCCCCUGUCUAAAUUAUGAGGAUAACAUCAUUUGAUUGCUGGAUAGCAAGAUGGGCAGCAUAUAAAUUUAAUAAACAUAAUAAAUUUAAUAACAUAAUAAAAUUUGAUAUAUUCCCCAUUGGUAAGGCAGAUCUAAGAUUCUACUGGGAUAUUUAAUUGCUUUAUUGAAUGUGUUGUACUUCUUAAAUAAGUAGCAAAUUUGCAAAUGCAAACGUAUCUAACAUAUAUUUCUGUAACAUCAUCAUAUGCUCAAAUAGUUAUUCAACAAGAAGCCUGCAAAUUGCAUAUCAAAGUAUUGGCAUUAUAUUAGUAUUACAGGAACAAUUUCAGAUUAAAUUUAUAUAGUAAAAUGGUAGAGUUGGAAAGGAUCCCAAGGAUCAUCUGAGGUUCCCAAGGAUCAUCUAAUCUAACCCUUUGUCCUAUGCAGGAAAAUCAAUUAGACCACUCUGAAGAAAUUAAAAUAUUGUCUUAAAAACCUACAGAGAUUAAGAACCCAGAACUUUGGUAAAUGGAAUGUUUAACUUUCCAUCUGACCAUCACAAAGUUUUUAUUUUCAUGCACAUUAUUUCUGGUUCUAGUUUUGGGACAGUGCAAAAUAGUUUGUGAUUAUCUUCUCUGUAUGCUGGUCAGUUAUUGCAAUAAAUGUAAAAUAUUUGAACA
Messenger RNA from Notechis scutatus (mainland tiger snake), 3155 nucleotides. Lineage: Eukaryota; Metazoa; Chordata; Lepidosauria; Squamata; Elapidae. The record is from RefSeq and is a predicted model, not a curated record.